Molecule: messenger RNA, 1218 nt
Organism: Sorghum bicolor (sorghum)
Lineage: Eukaryota; Viridiplantae; Streptophyta; Magnoliopsida; Poales; Poaceae
Product: GDSL esterase/lipase At5g55050
Exons: 5
Coding region: 37-1188 (383 amino acids)
Molecular function (GO): hydrolase activity, acting on ester bonds
Source: RefSeq, a predicted model, not a curated record
UUUCUCCGUUGCCUGAAAUUCUGAACCAGCUGCGAAAUGGGUCGUCUCUCUUCUUGUAAGAGCACCGCCAGCCUUCUUCUCUGCGUCGCCGUUAGUUUCUUGGCCGAGCUCGUCCUCGUCCAUGGCGGGCUGGUUCCGGCGCUGUACGUGCUGGGCGACUCGCAGGCAGACGUCGGGAACAACAACCACCUGCAGCUGUCGCCGCUCAGGGCAAACUUCCCGCGCAACGGCAUCGACUACCCGGGGCAGCAGGCCACCGGCAGGUUCAGCAAUGGCCACAACUUCGUCGACUUUCUUGCUGGCAGCCUUGGGCUAGCCAGCCCUCCUGCCUACCACUCCAUCCGCGACACUGCAGGCAGCAACUCCACAUAUCUGGACGGCAUCAACUUUGCUUCCGGUGGUGCAGGAGUUUGUGACCUCACAAACAAGGGCCAGUGCUUCAGCUUCGAUCACCAAAUCGAGUGCGACUACUCGAGCGUCCAUUCAGAACUGGUGCGGCAGCUCGGGCAGCCUCAGGCCACGGACCAUCUGUCCAAAUCCAUCUUCGUCGUGGCUAUCGGCGGCAACGACAUAAUCUUCCGCGCCCUGCCCCGGCCCGCCGUCGAUUUGACGGCGGAAGUACUGGCAGUAAUCUCCCUCCCUCCCCAGGAGUUCAUCGACUCGCUGGCGCAGACCUUGAGACGCCAGCUGCAGAGGCUCUACGACCUCGGGAUGCGCAGGCUCUUCUUCGUCGGCGCGGCUCCCAUCGGGUGCGUGCCGCUGAUGCGGGAGCUGAGCCUGAGCCGCCGCCUCACCACCGCCGGCGGAUGCCACGACGGCGCCAACGACAUGUCCGCCCGGUACAACGCGGCGGUGAGGUCCCUCCUCGGCGACAUGAGCACGCAGCACCAGGAUUUGCAGUACGCCUUCUUCGACACCUACACCACGUUGAUGCAGCACAUCAAGGAACCAGAAGCAAACGGCUAUGCCGAGGUGAAAGCAGCGUGCUGCGGUCUCGGGGAUAACAAUGCCAUGUAUCGGUGCGGGCGGGUGAGCACGGUGUGCCCCAACAGGACCAACCACAUGUUCUGGGACCUCGUCCACCCGACGGAGACCACGUCGCGGAGGCUCACCGGCAUUGCCUUCGACGGUUCCUCGCCAUUGGUUUCGCCCAUAAAUGUGAGGACGCUUGUAAGCCAGGAGCGUUGACGUUACGUUGUGAUAGACAGUACCAGUUUG